AUGAAGGAUGCCAAAAGUUCAAGCGCAGCAAAUAUGUCAACUAGUUGUGACACCGAUGAUGAACUUUUGACGGUUAUGGAUGAAGAGCAUAAUGGUGAAGUCAUGGCACAUUCUUCUGAAAGGAAUGGUAGCAAGAUUUUGUUGGGAGACAAAACAAGCUGUGAUGUUUUGGGCAUGGGAAUAGUGAAGAUCAAGAUGUAUGAUGGUAUUGUUAAGGGCCUUAGUAAGGUGAGGCAUGUAUCGGAACUAAGAAGGAAUCUUAUUUCCCUUGGCACUCUAGAUAGAGAAGGGUAUUUGUUCAACCAAAUAAGGGAAGCUCUUAGUCACACAAUGUUCAGUGUGAUUAUGAGGGGGGGGACGGGGGGGGGGGGAUCCUACUAUCAAGGAGCCGGUGCACGGAAUGAAGCUACAAGCAUGCUCAAGACUAGUUGGGCAAGGAAGAAGUCGAUGAGUCGAAGGACAAGGUCCACAAGAGUGAAGUCAAGACAAGGGAUGAUGGGGGAGAAUGUUGUUGGGUCGGUGGCAACCGAAAAGAUGCUUCUUACAAAGGUGAUCAUGGAAGGGACUCCAAGGCCGGUGGAGCUUGACACAAGCGUUGAAGAAGAUGGGUAUCAACAACAAACUCACAAAUGGGUUUUACUUGAGGUGGAGCCUUCAUCACAAGCAAGGUAG
Messenger RNA from Prunus armeniaca (apricot), 672 nucleotides. Lineage: Eukaryota; Viridiplantae; Streptophyta; Magnoliopsida; Rosales; Rosaceae. The record is from the annotation of a GenBank genome assembly.